UCCUCCCUCCCUCUCCACCUGGCCACGCUUUUCCUUCCUGUCUUUCCCAGUACCUAGGAUGAUAUGGCAGUUUUCUACUGAGUCCUGGCCUGCCUCUCCUGACCGACCUCCCUGCUUUGCUUCUCACACCGCGCUUCCCGUGCCGCCUGCGAAGCAUUUGAGGGAACAUUUAGUAAACAUGUUGCGUCGAGCUUGAGCAAUGGAUUCUGAGUGACUUCACUUGUCGACGUGUCACUCGUUAGUUUUCUGGCUGCUGAAUUUGUCAGUCUGCGAAAGCUCUCAUAUCAGCCGUCUGAGGCGUAGAACGGCAAAAUAAGUUUCUAGAACGGCUUGUUUCCUUCUUCGACGACAGAGUAGGCGAUAGGACAUAGGCUGACGCGACAAUGGCGGAAGAGCAAGCACAGCAAGGUGACGUUUCGAAAGACCCUUCUAACGGGUAUAACGAUUGGGCUGCAGCUGCCAUGCAGGCGUAUUACAAGUCGGGAGGCCAAGCAGCUCACGCGGGAGGCUAUUACGGCGCACCAAUGGGAGGGCAUCCACAUCCGUACAUGUGGGGACCACAGCCAAUGAUGGCAGCGCACUACGGUGGUGUACCACCAGGCCCCUAUGGCUAUGCUGCCAUGUACGCUGCGCCUCACCCAGGCAUGGCCCAGGGUGCUGCAGGGGCAGUGGCCCCAUCCCCUUAUGGCUACCCGCCUGCCCAAACUGCGGAUGGUUCUGAGGUGCCAGCAGGGGCAGCGAUGAUGGGGAUGACGCCCAUGGGGCCCAUGGGGCCCAUGGCCAUGCCAGCAGCGCAGGGGUACCCCGGCAUGCCCAUGGACUACUCACACGACGCCAUGGCUGCUGCUGCUGCUGCCGCCGCUGCCGCAGCCAGUGCUGGGGGUGGGGCUGCUGCUGCUGGGUCGGCUCCCCAGGUUCCUGUUGCUGCUGCGCCUGCUGCCCCUCAGCCCGCCCCUUCCAAGCGCAAGAGGUCGGCUCAGCAGUCCCAUGCAACAGACGCUGCCGCAGCAGCCACUCCCGGUGGGGCAAGCCUCCCCCAUCCUCACGCCCAGCCGGCCCCAGGCUCGGGCCAAGCCUUGGCCCUAGCCUCGGGCUCGGCGGGCGAGUACACGUCCAUGCCUUCGAGCCCGUCCGAAGGCCCGUCUGCUUCGGCAGCCGCUGCUGCUGCGGCGGCUGCCGGUCUUGCUGGUGGCGCUGGCGCUGCUGCUGGUUCGGGGGUCCCUCACGCUGCUGGUGGGGGGCGAGAGGGGGAGUGGCUGGCGGAAUGGCGUAUAAUCCCAUGGCUGCUUCUGCUGCGGAUAUGUGGACUGGGGGGGGCGCUGCUGCUGCUGCUGCUGCUGGUGCCGUGGUGUCGCCCCCCUCCCUGGGGCAGGGCGUUGGGGGGAAGCUCGGGGCACGUGCAGGAGUGAGGGGAGGAGGGGAUGGGGGCGACGUGGGGGGGAGUAUGAUGUACCAAGUGCCG
Messenger RNA from Closterium sp. NIES-67, 1462 nucleotides. The record is from the annotation of a GenBank genome assembly. Lineage: Eukaryota; Viridiplantae; Streptophyta; Zygnematophyceae; Desmidiales; Closteriaceae.